GUGGUGCUGCACCAACAAGCAACCAAGUUGCACUGAUCAGAACCUCACAUCGUCUCGGACUAAGAUGCAGCCAAACGUGCUGCCUGAGCUCCGACGAUAAGCCAGAGACGCACCAGGAGAAAGAGGACCAGAAGCGGUCACCAGGUGGUGGUUUGUGGGCACUCGGCAACGUUACGCACCGUCAAGAUGCUGUUACCGUCCGGCGCCCUGUUCCUGCUGGCGGCUUUCUGCUGCAGCGUAGACCUGACACAGGCUGAGGGUUGUGGGACAUCAUGUGGGAAAUGUGACUGCAGCGGCGUGAAAGGAGCAAAGGGUGAGCGGGGUUUUCCUGGUCUUCAAGGCAAUAUGGGAUUUCCUGGGAUGCAGGGCCCUGAGGGGCCUCCAGGAGCAAUGGGUCCCGCGGGAGGUCUUGGUGAACCAGGGGCUUCUGGAAUGAAAGGAGUGAGGGGUCCUCCUGGUCUGCACGGUUUCCCAGGAAACCCAGGACUACCAGGCAUCAAUGGAAACGAUGGCCCACCAGGUUCACCAGGUAUCCCAGGAUGCAAUGGGACUAAAGGAGGAAGAGGACUGGAUGGCACCUCUGGUUUUCCUGGUCUUCAAGGACCUCCGGGCAUCCCAGGAUUUCCUGGAAUGAAGGGUGAUGCUGGUGGUGUGAUCGGGAUUGUUCCCCUGAAAGGAGACAGAGGAUUCCCUGGCACACCUGGAUUACCUGGAUCGAUCGGACCUUCUGGACCCACUGGACCUCCAGGAACUCGUGGCUACCAAGGACCCAAAGGAGAUAUAGGCGCCCCAGGCCCUUCUGGAGAGAAGGGUGACAAGCUGGCUUUUGUGAGUGAAAAAGGAGAAAAGGGUGAUCAAGGAUUUCGGGGCCCCCCCGGUCCCCCAGGACCUCCAUCACAGGAAGUGGGAGGACAAACCACAGUCUACGUACCUGGACAUGCGGGAGAUCGAGGACCUCAAGGAGAUAAAGGAGAGAAAGGCAUCUGUGUCCCUCAUCUCAGUGGUUUUAAAGGUGAACCUGGACCACCUGGACCCAGAGGUAAACCUGGCAAAGAUGGAGAAUAUGGGUUGAAGGGAGAAAAAGGAUUUCCAGGAGGUCCCGGAUACACUGGUUCCCAGGGUGAAAAAGGAGAACGAGGACCACCAGGUUUUGGUAACGGUGCCCCUGGCCCUCCUGGUCCGCAUGGUCUUCCUGGGUUACAAGGAGAAAAAGGCUUCCCUGGCCCUCAGGGAGAAGCAGGUCAACCAGGCCGAAACAUCGAAGGGCCUCGAGGAGAGAGGGGUCAGAAGGGAGACGUGGGAGAGAAAGGAGAGAAGGGUAGAGAAGGAGAGUCUCUGGUCGGUCCUCCAGGACAACCAGGUCUCUCUGGCCCCCCUGGACCCCCCGGACUCCCAAAUAAUUCGAGUAGAUGUGACAUCCCGAGAGGUGCUCCUGGCCCAGCUGGACCUCUAGGGUUACAAGGGGAAGUUGGACAAAAAGGUGACCGAGGAGAUACCUGUGUUCAGUGUGAGGCUAUCGGCCCACCUGGAUUACCUGGUCCCCAGGGGCCUAAGGGAGGGCAUGGACCACCCGGUCCAGUUGGAAGCAAAGGAGAAAAGGGUCAGUCAGGCACUCCCGGACAACAUGGACGAUCUGGUACUAUAGGUUAUCCUGGGUUGCGAGGAGAUCCUGGUGCUGUUGGUGAGCCUGGCGACAUUUCCUUAGCUCCUGGUCUGAAGGGAGAAAAGGGUCUUCCUGGUUUUGCUGGUUCACAGGGGAAGCCAGGAGAAAACGGACACUCAGGGAUAGACGGCCUCCCCGGUGUACCUGGCCUCAAAGGAGAACCUGCGAAAGAGGGCCUUAAGGGUGAGCGAGGAUUUGAUGGGGACCCUGGUCGUAUUGGAACCCCAGGAGAAAGAGGUCCUCCUGGUCUUCCAGGCAUCGGGCAACCAGGAGAGCCUGGAGAGAAAGGCAGUUCAGGGAGACCAGGAAUUCCUGGAGCUCCUGGAGCACUAGGUGCAAAAGGGGAGCCAGGUGUUGGUGUGAGCUCUCCAGGACUUCAGGGAGUAACUGGACCACGAGGAGAAACUGGCAUACCUGGAGGUCAAGGCGACAGAGGUUUGACGGGAGAUGCAGGGUUGCCAGGUUUCCCUGGGCCGAAAGGUGAACAAGGACCCUAUGGAAUCGGUUUUCCAGGGCCAUCAGGUCCAAAAGGAAUCAGUGGAGUUCCAGGAGAUUCAGGAUCACCAGGAGAGCCAGGAAGAACAGGACAGGAUGGUUUCAGUGGACAACCUGGUUCACCUGGACAAAAAGGUGAACCAGGGCGGGGUCUUCCUGGUCCAAAAGGUCUGCAGGGCCUUCCGGGAGUUUCUGGUUUCCCGGGAGAGAAGGGUAGCAUUGGACUACAUGGUAUUCCUGGGCAAGAAGGACAGACGGGACCUCCUGGACCUCAGGGAAUCACAGGUGACGCGGGACCCCCCGGAUCUUCUGGACUCGUUGGCUUACCAGGUGAACCAGGAAAAGGCUCACCUGGAGCGCCUGGAACACAGGGACAACCUGGAGUGCCCGGACCACACGGUGGCGUAGGUGUAAAGGGAGAUAAAGGCUACCCUGGACCUCCUGGUCUGGACAUGCCGGGACUUCAGGGAGAGAAGGGAGCCUCCGGAUUCCCAGGACCCUCGGGCUCCAAAGGACUGCCGGGGCGAACAGGAUUACCAGGCAGGGACGGGCUGAUAGGAAACCAAGGUCUUAAGGGUGAAAUGGGGGUCAUUGGGACACCUGGAAUACAAGGAUUUCCCGGAAAAGCUGGUACACCUGGUUCUCCUGGUCUGAGAGGUGAUCCUGGUAUCACUGGACCAAGAGGUGGUAUUGGACAGUCUGGACCUAAAGGAGAAAGGGGAGAGCCAGGUCUUCAGGGACCUCCGGGGAACAUGACCGAAGUUGAAAUGGAGCACAUGAAGGGAGAGAAGGGAGACCUCGGAGACUUUGGUAACCCUGGUGUCACCGGAGACAAGGGCCACCGUGGCAUGCCUGGAGACCCUGGUAUGCCAGGCAAAGAUGGAGAGGCUGGAUUACCUGGACAACCAGGUGACAAAGGAGACCCUGGAUUUCCUGGCGAGCCUGGCAGUAUGGGACAACCUGGACAGAAGGGCACUGUAGGAGAGAUGGGAAUACCAGGUGUGUCGGGUCCUAAAGGUUCUAAAGGAGACUUUGGCACGACUGGACAUCCUGGAUUCAGAGGCACUGAUGGACAGAAAGGAGACAGAGGAGCAGACGGUGAUCCAGGUAUUGGGCUCCCCGGACCUCCAGGAGAAAAGGGUCUCUCAGGUCAUCCAGGAUUUCCAGGAUCACCAGGAGAAAAGGGUCAGCAGGGUCAUGAGGGUAUGCCCGGCAAACCAGGACUGCAAGGCUCGAAAGGAGAUAAUGGAAGCAUCGGUUACCCAGGUCAGCAAGGUAGACCAGGCGAGAAGGGUACCCCUGGGCUCCCUGGGUCAGCAGGAGAGCACGGUCGUGAAGGCCGUCCUGGUGAAGGCGGCUUGCAGGGACCCCCCGGUGCUCCUGGAGAGAAGGGAGAGCAUGGAGUGGAUGGCAUCCCAGGAUCCUCAGGGGAGAGAGGAGAGCCAGGUUUCCCUGGCCGAGGUUUCCCUGGGCCAUCUGGAGAAUUUGGUGGCAAAGGUGACAAAGGUGGUCCUGGCUUCCCUGGUACUCCAGGUCACCCUGGAGUCCCUGGUAUCAAAGGUGAUAAGGGACUUUCAGGAUCACAGGGACCACAUGGUGAGACAGGAGAGACGGGACUCCCAGGUAUCUCUCUCGAGGGCCCCAAGGGAGUUAGGGGAGAGCCAGGACAACCUGGAGAAGCAGGAUCCCCAGGAGCACCGGGACCUGGUGGUUUGCCAGGCAGAGAUGGACCAAAGGGAGAUAGAGGAAAUCAGGGUUCCUCUGGUUACCAGGGAGAGACAGGAACGAAGGGUGACCCCGGACUUACUGGAAAUCCUGGACAACCUGGACUCCCAGGUAUCGAUGGACAGAAAGGAGAGAUGGGACUACAUGGUGUCCCAGGGUUCCCAGGUGUAAAGGGGAACUUCGGGGAACUUGGAUUCAAAGGAGAGUUUGGAGACAGAGGAUUCACUGGAGAAAAAGGUAGUGAAGGCCCCCCUGGUCCCCCUGGGCCCCACACCUUCGUCAAAGGAGACAUUGGCUUCCCAGGUAUUCAAGGUCACCCAGGACCACAGGGGCCAUCUGGGUUCCCUGGACAGAAAGGACUGCAAGGUAUGACAGGCAUUGCUGGACCGAAAGGUGAAGACGGCCUUCCUGGAUACAAUGGUCAGAAUGGAGCCAAAGGAGAGAUUGGUCUGUCAGGGCCACAAGGACCCAGGGGAUAUCCGGGCCCCCCAGGACCCGACGGUGUUCCAGGUCAAGUGGGUCAUCCUGGCCCCUCCUCCAUGGAGCAUGGGUUUCUGGUAACCCGUCACAGCCAAACGGUGGAGGUGCCAUAUUGUCCUGAGGGAACAUCGCUCAUAUAUGAGGGCUACUCCUUGCUCUACGUACAAGGCAAUGAGCGGUCUCAUGGACAGGACUUAGGUACGGCAGGCAGCUGUUUAAGAAAGUUCAGCCCCAUGCCCUUCCUGUUCUGUAACAUCAACAAUGUGUGCAACUUUGCCUCACGUAACGACUACUCCUACUGGCUCACCUCCCCCGAGCCCAUGCCCAUGAGCAUGGCUCCUAUCACGGGUGAAGGCAUCAAACCCUUCAUCAGCAGGUGUUCUGUGUGUGAGGCUCCAGCCAUGGUGAUAGCAGUUCACAGUCAAUCCAUCAUGAUCCCCCAGUGCCCUCUGGGCUGGGACUCUCUGUGGAUUGGCUACUCCUUUGUCAUGCACACCAGCGCCGGUGCUGAGGGUUCUGGUCAGGCUCUGGCCUCUCCAGGCUCCUGUCUGGAGGAGUUCCGCAGUGCUCCGUUCAUCGAGUGUCACGGUCGCGGAACCUGCAACUACUACGCCAACUCCUACAGCUUCUGGCUCGCCACCAUCGAAGACAAUGAGAUGUUUACGAAACCCGUCCCGACGACGCUAAAAGCAGGCAGCCUCAGAACACACAUCAGCCGCUGUCAGGUGUGCAUGAAGAGGACAUAAGCCCCCCCCCAGGCCCGAGUCCUCCAUCCUGACGUGCGAGUGACACAGUGUACACCGAUGUUCCUCAACUUCCUGUUUUGAAAGGAUGGUGCUACUUCCCUGCGUGUGUGAGACGAGAGAGGGACGGAGACGUGGUUUGCAGAAAUCCAGAGAUCAAACUUUUACAAACCAGAACACAGAGACCUGAGCGGCCUUUUGCUCCAUGCAGAAAAAACUAACAUGAUCACAAUGCUUCUUUAAAGAAUGGCGCCCAGUUUACCACUGCACUGAGUACAUGCCCACUAAACUGGUAAAUGAGUGUUCAUUUGGAAAGGGUUGUUAGUGUAAGUCAGGUGCUAUUGAAUCGUACUUAUCUGCCUUAUUCCAGUUUGUUCCUCUUAAAGUUUCCUUCACUACAAGUGCCACAGCGUUAAAAGAUAUAGCUGCAUUCAUAUUAUAGAUUUUCACACCUUAUAACUAAUGUAAUGUAAAGGAUGGGACUCACCACUGGUUACUGAAGCUCUAAAUCACAACGUGUUGCCCCCACAGACAAUCACAAUCUGUUGUAAAUAUGAUGCAUUCCUCUCUAACAUUCAACAUACUCUCCUCAGGUUAUUAUUGAAUUCCUUUGUGUGCUAUUAGCUCCAUUUUUAUUUAUAAGAUUUAUGAGAAUAUAUCUGAGUGUAUCUGAGAGUAUCUGAGAUUUCAUUGAUCCGAAAAACCGUGCUUCUGACAUCCGACAACCGACGCCUUACUAACUUACAAAACAGCACUGAAAUAGCAUUAGCAGGUGUGUGUGUGUACGUACAUGUAUAGGCAUGAGUGUCUUUGAGCUGCUUGCAAGUGAAGCGUGUGUUUGCAUACACAGCUAAUUGUUUCAAAAGCAAUGAAAUAGACCAAAAAAAUUGAAAAUUGCCUUUUCUCUGUCAGAACAUUGUAUGUAACAGCUGUGUGUUUAAGAAUCUACUCCUCCCACAUUAAAUGAACCAAAUCUUUAUGAUCUCCGAUCCCAAAGAAAUGCACAUGUAUAUAUAUAUACACAGUAUACUUACACAUAACACGCUAUUCUGCUCAUGUACUUGACUGUUCCCGUCUGUGAAUGACUGUUUCUAUCCCUGUUGAAUUUUACGCAGGAAUUAUUUUUGAUGAGUAGGAAAGGGUUUUCAUGUCACGGCUGCACAUUCAAGUCAAAGUCGUACAGAUGAGGAGGAUUGUAUUUAUAAGUGUCUCUGCAGGCUGCCGUGUUUUAAAAAGGUCUUAACAUAGGUUUGUGUUUUGUCGACAGUGUCAUGCGAGAACUUAGUUUCUGUGUCCCCCUUUCAGAGCAACGGACAAGAUGCAACGUUUUCUACUGGUGAAGUAAUUACCCUACGCUGACCAUAACCUGUCUAUAUUUGUUGUGCUUGUUUAUGAUAAAAGGCUCCAUGAAGUACUGAUCACAGUAUCAGCAUGUUUGGCCGUCAUAGAACAAACAGUGGGGAUGAUCUUCAUAUAAAACACAACCAAACACACAUCAUCAACUUUUUAUAUUUUCCGGAUCUCAUACUGUGUAAUUCCUGCAAUAAAGUGAUUUGUAGAAUAA
Molecule: messenger RNA, 6670 nt
Organism: Pleuronectes platessa (European plaice)
Lineage: Eukaryota; Metazoa; Chordata; Actinopteri; Pleuronectiformes; Pleuronectidae
Gene: col4a1
Product: collagen, type IV, alpha 1
Exons: 52
Coding region: 187-5109 (1640 amino acids)
Cellular component (GO): collagen trimer
Molecular function (GO): extracellular matrix structural constituent
Source: RefSeq, a predicted model, not a curated record